Messenger RNA from Egretta garzetta (little egret), 3142 nucleotides. RefSeq names its product proteasome activator subunit 3 (gene PSME3). The transcript has 11 exons. Gene Ontology annotation, molecular function: endopeptidase activator activity. Gene Ontology annotation, cellular component: nucleoplasm; proteasome activator complex; cytoplasm. The record is from RefSeq and is a predicted model, not a curated record. Lineage: Eukaryota; Metazoa; Chordata; Aves; Pelecaniformes; Ardeidae. Gene Ontology annotation, biological process: positive regulation of endopeptidase activity; regulation of G1/S transition of mitotic cell cycle; regulation of proteasomal protein catabolic process. Bases 52 to 804 code for a protein of 250 amino acids.
GCCUGCGCAGGCAGCCGGGCAGGGAGCUCCGGCACCUGCCGCUCGCUGCGAAUGGGCUCUUCCAGCUCUCGGAUGUUUCCUGUUGACUCCUUCAGGGAGCGGAUCACAAGCGAGGCUGAAGACCUGGUGGCAAACUUUUUCCCAAAGAAGCUGUUAGAACUCGAUGGGUUCCUUAAGGAGCCUAUCCUGAAUAUUCAUGAUCUCACUCAGAUCCAUUCGGACAUGAACCUCCCAGUGCCUGACCCAAUUCUUCUCACAAACAGCCAUGAUGGACUGGACGGGCCAAAUAUGAAAAAGAGGAAGCUGGAAGACCGCGAAGAGACCUUUCAGGGUACCAAAGUGUUCAUGAUGCCCAAUGGGAUGCUGAAGAGCAACCAGCAGCUGGUGGACAUCAUUGAGAAAGUGAAACCAGAAAUCAGGCUGCUUAUUGAGAAGUGUAAUACGGUGAAAAUGUGGGUUCAGCUUCUCAUCCCCAGGAUAGAAGAUGGAAACAACUUUGGUGUUUCUAUUCAGGAGGAAACAGUUGCUGAACUUCGAACUGUGGAGAGUGAGGCAGCAUCCUACCUGGACCAGAUUUCUAGAUAUUAUAUCACAAGAGCAAAGUUGGUUUCCAAAAUAGCUAAGUACCCUCACGUGGAGGACUACCGCCGCACAGUGACAGAGAUCGAUGAGAAGGAGUACAUUAGUCUGCGCCUGAUCAUUUCAGAGCUGAGGAAUCAAUAUGUCACUUUGCAUGACAUGAUCCUUAAAAACAUUGAGAAGAUCAAGAGGCCUCGGAGCAGCAAUGCUGAGACCCUCUAUUAAGUGUCAACGUUUGAACUUGAGAACUGUUCAGUCAACUAAAGACCGUCAUUGCCUUGGUUUGUUACGUGACUAUCGAGAUGGGAAACUGGCUGGAAAUAGUAUCGCAUUCUUAGUUAAAAUCUAAAGAAAUUCUCGCCUAGUUUUGUGAUUGGUUUUGUUCAGGUCUCAGGAGCUCUCCCUCCCUCUAGUAACUGGUAAAGAGAAGGCCGUGCUGCUUUGGGGUGCCCUAGAGGCUACUGCAGAGUGAGAGCACCAGCCAGGCAGGAACAUUCCUUCAUGCCUUUCUUCCUACCCAAGUAGGAACGACUCUAGAGACCAAGCCCUCGUCCUGUCCCAUCUCUUGGCUGGAGGCUUCGCUGGGGUCUCUGGGAAGGGGGCAGACAGUCUUCAGCACGAGAGCAAGCCCAGGUGGUGGUGCAGUGGUGGAGAAGCUCACUCUCUUCACUGCUGGCUGUAGCUGGGCCCCUCUGCCACUGGUCCUCUGCACUGACCAAUUGCAAAGACAGGGGAACCUGCCCCUUCUGGGCUGGUGGCAGCAGCCGCGCUCCAAUGCCGCUGAGCGGUCUGCGCUCCUUAUCUGGCUCUCUUCUGACUCAGCAGAGCCUGCCCCAUCUGCCUCUGCCUUGUCAGUUCUGGCUGGAUCAGUGCAGAGCACGAGGUGGUGCUUGAAAGUAGGGCUGGUUGCUCUCCUGGCUGGGCCUGAGCUCAGGUGGCUCCUGCUCCUGUUUGCGAUCUGACUUGAACCGCUUUCUUGGCUAAACCCAACGUUACUUCACAUACGUCCUAGUGCCCCUUCAGCACGAGGUGGUUUUGCCCAGGCUGAGAGAAGGGAGGGGCCGGAGGUCUGAUACUAAAGUCCUGAUAGUCUCUGCAUGUGGUCAGACUGAGACCCGCUGUCUCCUGGCAGCGCUCCCCGCUGCCUGGGCAGAGCGUGCCAGCUGCGACAGUUGGUGUUUGGGGGUGAGGAUGGCCGAUACCCACCCGGUACCAUUGCAGACCUUGUAGUCUUUCCCCUGCAAAGGGCACGCUCGUGUGCCUGGUGACUCCUCUAAGCCGCUGGAACGUUUCAUGGUCCAUUACAAACCCCUUUGGAAAUGACUGGUUGUGUUGCGUCAGUUUUUGUGUGUGGCAAGUGGGCCCAUAACGCUGCAGGCUCCAAAAUUUUCUUAUUUAUAGUAUUUCUACUUAAGUCCCUUAUUCAGGGAACUUUAAAUCAUUCGUUUCAGGAACCUUGCUGUUUCCCGGGUCUUGCUGUUACACCCCUAUAUUCUUAUUGUGCAGUAGCCUUAAUAGUUGUGUUAACCUCAUUGUAACAACAGUGACAAAUGGAAUGAACUUUCUCCCCUUCUUUUUUUUACUUUGUUUCCGUUUCUUCUGCUUCCCCAUCUAAGAGCCAUGUUGUCUCUUGCUGGUUUCCCAGGGAUUUGCCCGGAGUGUGGAGGGCUGCUGGCCCUUGCUAUAGACUCUUCUGUUGUUGUUUGUAGUAAGUCAACUCUUAGUCUUCCCGCUAAUAAAUAUUCAGUAACAAACCAACUGCGUUCUCGCUGCUGUCUGGGAGCAGCACUUCCCCUUGUGUUUCUUUGUAUUGAUUCCUUUUAAUUUGUUCGGCUCUCUUUGCCAGAUGAAAGUAUGUAAACUUUUACCAUGUCGAGAAAUUAAAAUAAGGUACUUGGAAUUCUUUUAAGGUAGCCCCUUGUGUGUGAUACUGAGCUCUUAGGCUAUGCAGUGUUCAUGUCUGUCCUGGUCCUGCCUUUCUUGAAUCCAGUUGUUCCUUCCCUGCAUUCUCCUCAUUCCUCUUUUUGACUCUGUUGUAAACUGCUAUGCACUGCUUUGUAGGUUGUUUCUGUUUCCUUUAGCAUGCCUUACGUUAGGCCCAUGGUCUUGAGUUUAAUGUGAUCUGUCCCAUCUCAAGCCAGUGUGCGGGGCUUGGGCCGUCUCAGUUAAAACAGACACAAGAGAUUUGUGUGGCGUUUCUCUACGAGUCGGCAGCCUUGCUCCGUGGCUGCUCCUGCACCUCUGCCAAGCAGGUGCCCACAGUGCUGUCCUGGGUGGGCACCUGGUGCCUGUGUUCGGUGCAUGGUCCCUUACUCUCUUGGCUGCUCCAUGUAUGUGGUACCAAAGGAAAUGCAGGCUGCCCUGCAAUCCCCCGGCUGAAGCGUCCUCUGCUCUCCCCAGGGGAUCGUCCUUGUUCUUGUUGUGCAUCCUCCUGUGCCUGCUGCACCAUAGCCUGGGGUGCAGAGACCUCUCCAGCAGCACUCCUGUCCCCCAAGAGCUCAGUGCCUGGCUGGGGCUUGGCCACCCUUCCCAGCCGGGGUGCCACUAGGUUGUGCCACUGCCC